AUGUUUAAUCUUAUUGUUCAACAUGAUCCUAGUCUCCCUGAAUACUUGCUCACUUGUAUGUAUGGUUACCCUGACUUUGAUAGGAAACAAGAACAAUGGAAUUAUACUGAACAAAUAAGUAGAAACCAUAAUGGUCAUUGGAUCCUAAUUGGUGACUUAAAUUUUCAUUUUUAUGAUGACAACACUAGAAUAUCCUCCUCUUCUGAUGGGUUUUUCAAUAACAUUGUCAACAUUUAUGGUUUAGAGGAUAUUGGUUAUGAAGGGAAAGAUUACACUUGGUCUAAUAACAACUUAGGAACUGGGAUUAGAAGGUCUAGGAUUGACAUGGCAUUUGGAAAUUUUAAUUGGAAUCUAAGCUACCCUAAUUUUAAAGUUAUGCACUUAACUCAAGUUGGGAGCGACCACACCCCUAUAAUGCUUUUAUCUGAUGCUAGUGUUCCUAAUUGUUGGAAGCCAUUUAAGUUUUUCCUUACUUGGUUAAAAGAUGCCACUUGCACUUCUGUCAUUGAAAAAGCUUGGAGCAUAGACAUCACAGGUUCUCCAGGGUAUCAACUUCAACAACUUGAUGUUUUACAAGCUCAACCUCCAACAGAUGAUAACCAUAAUCAUAUUCUAAGUAUCAACAAGGAGCUUCAGAAGUGGCAUAAGAAUAAGAUUCAUCUUCAAAAAUCCAGAGAUCAGUUUAUUAAAGAUAUGGACAAUAACAACAAUCUCAAUGAAGAACUUUUCAUGAUACUUCCUUCUAUUAUUACAAAUGAAGAUAAUAUUCAACUCACAGCUAUCCCUUCACACCAAGAGAUCCAUGAUACUCUUAAAAGUAUGGAAAACUGGAGUGCACCAGGUCCAGAAGGUUUUCAGGCAGGAUUUUACAAGAGCCAGUUGAACAUUGUUGGAGAUGAUGUCUAUUACAGGCCAAUUGGGCUUUGUAAUACCUCUUAUAAGAUAAUAUCAAAACUCAUUGUUCAAAGACUCAAACCCUUAAUGAAGAAAAUCAUUUCUCCUUAUCAAGUAACAUAUAUCUCUGGAAGGCUCAUAAGUGACAAUAUUGUCAUUGCUCAAGAGAUAAUACAUUCUAUGAAGAAGAAAAGAGGGCAAAUUGGAUGGAUGGCUUUAAAGUUGGACAUGUCUAAAACCGUUGACAGACUUGAGUGGGAUUUCUUGAUUAAAGUUCUCAAGUAUUUUGGAUUCUCUGAUGAUUUAUGUGCUCUUAUUUACCAAUGUAUUAGCACUACCUCUCUUUCUGUCAUGCUUAAUGGAUCUCUUUGUGAAGAAUUUCAACCAACAAGAGGGAUCAGAAAAGGUGAUCCUUUGUCACCUUAUUUAUUCAUUCUUGCAAUGGAAUUUUUGUCUAGACAUAUCUCCACUGCACAGCAGAAUAACUCCAUAAAAGGAAUUAAAGUGGAUGUUGGUUCUCCAGCCACUAAUCAUCUGCUCUUUGCAGAUGACUGCUUGAUUUUCACUCGAGCAAAUAUUACUUCAGCUAAUAAUCUUUUGGAUCUUCUUCACAACUUCAGCACUCAGUCAGGUCAGGUAAUAAUAAACUUUGAUAAGUCUUCCAUACAUUUCAGCAAGAAAAAUAAUCUUGAAUUGGUUGAUUUAAUCACUCAGCUAACGGGAGUCAAGCCUAUGAGUUCUAAAGAAAAAUACCUUGGUUCUCCACUGCUACUGGUUCACUCAAAGCAAGAGGCUUUUAAAGAUAUUGAAGACAAUUUCAUGAGUAAAUACUCCACUUGGUCCUGUACUUCUCUUACUCAAGCUGGCAGGGGCUCCAAUCUAAUAGCUUGGCACAAAGUUUGUAUCCCUAAAGAAUUAGGUGGUUUAGCCUUUAGAGAUCUUGAGAAGCUAAAUUUGGCUCUUCUUACAAAGAUGGCUGGAAAUGGCUCAUAUACUUGGAAUGGAAUUGUCAAAGGCAUUCAGGUGGUACAACAAAAUUACUUCAUGGAAGUUAAUAAUGGUACGACAACCAAAAUUUGGUUAUAUAGAUGGAUUCCAGGCAUGAUUUCUCCUUCUGUACCAAUCAAUGAUUUCUUCAGAUUUUAUCAGAAUGUUGAAGAGCUUAUACUUCCUGAAACUGAUAUAUGGAAUGUUGAUUUGCUCUACAAACUCUUUGACAACAAUAUUGUUCAGAAAAUUAUGAGCAUUUUUCUUGAUACUUUAAAAGAAGAUACAAUGCUUUGGAUGCCAGCAAAAGAUGGUAAGUUUUCUGUGAAAAAUACAUACAAGAAACUUACAAUGACUACUUCAGGUGUUCAAGUUAAUGGCAGAGAUAUCCAAAACAAGGUCUGGAGAUCACUGUGGAAAACAAAUACUGCGCACAGAACUAAACUGUUUGCUUGGAAAUGCAUCAGAGAUCUGCAUAAUACCAGAUAUAAAUUGUCCAUCUAUAAUGAGCACAUUGCUCCUCAUUGUACUAUCUGUGGAGGGAGUGCAGAAACCAUAGAACAUCUAAUCUUUGAAUGUGAUCAUGCAAAGAAAAUCUGGAGGCUUUCAAGUGUAGAUAUUGAAGCAGUUCACAGUACAGGAAGCUGUGAAGGAAUCAAAGAAAGCUUCUCAAAUGGAGUUUUGAGCCCAGAAGCUGGGGAGUGCAUGGCCAUACGUGAAGCUUUAACAUGGGCAAAUGAUAAAAAGAUCUUGAGGAUUCACAUUGAAGCUGAUGCACAACUAGUUAUCCUUUUUUUUAUAUAG
Molecule: messenger RNA, 2685 nt
Organism: Papaver somniferum (opium poppy)
Lineage: Eukaryota; Viridiplantae; Streptophyta; Magnoliopsida; Ranunculales; Papaveraceae
Exons: 7
Coding region: 1-2685 (894 amino acids)
Source: RefSeq, a predicted model, not a curated record